AGGUACACGACACUCGCACGCUUGUUCAACGCCAUGUUUACCAGGAAGCAACAGUUUAUGGGUGUGAGCGUUUCUACAUACACCGAGAAUGCAGCUGAGAAAAUAACUGACAGCAUGCUUUGACAGCGACUGACAGCAUUUUCGGUGAGAGAAUUCUCCUCGGCAUGCAAAGAACGAUGGAGCUGAGAAAAAAUUGAAUUGGCAGUUUAUAGCGAUCGAUCAAUUAUAGUUUGCAUUUUUGCUGUCCAAUAAUCGUAGAAAUAUUAUUAAAAAGUAAAAGGAACUAUUUUUACUUCAUUUUAGCGAUUUAAAUGAAUUUUAUCAACAUCAUUUUAAAAGUCUCAUCUCAGCGCUUUUCAGAGCUUCUACACACACCGGCGUGAGAAACCGAUUGUCAAUUUUCUCACAGCCAUCUCUCACCUUCAGUCUCGGUGUAUGUAGAAACGCUCUGUCGCUGGAAAACAGUGCAUUAUUAAUUUGUUUACAAACAAAUUUAUAGCCAUUUCCUUUCGUUCCCUUCCAAACAUUACAAGCAUUUGGCUCGCCUGCUCUCGCUCACCGUCUCCGGCAAGGAUACAGCCGAGGGGAAAACGGCACAUGCGCAAUGGCCACGCUACAUCCUUUUCCAUUUUCCCCCACUUGUGUAUCCUUCACAGAGAGUUAUCCGGACAGCAGCAUGCUCUCCAUACCACGUUCGAGUGCUUGAGCAAGUGAAGCAAGUGAAGUUCGCGACCGGAAACACAACAAAAAGCCCCCAAAAAAUGGCCGCACACAAGCUGAGCAGCAUCAAAUCGAUGAAGCUGUUCGUCUGCCUGAUUGGCGUCACGUCCUUCCUGCUGCUCAUCUUCUGCCUCUACACCACGAUCAGCACGCCGGAAAAGGAGGUAGCGCCACUGUCCCUGCCGAACGAUGGCUACCAGAACGUAGUCUCGUACGAGCUGCGGCGCAGCCAAACGAUCGUGCCGGAGAAGUACAACGAGCACCAGGUGAAGGCGCGCAUCAUCCGCGACAAAAUCAAGCGCCUGGUCGGUAGUGGAAAUCCCAACACCGCAACCGUACCACCAUCGGAGCACCGGAAUCGAACGUUCCCACUGAAUCGGAACGUGCAGAUCCACUACCACGGUACGGUGGCGUGGUACAAACCGCGCCCCACACAUCCGUCCAGCGAUCGGUUGAUAGCGCGCAUCUACGAGAACAACUCCGUGUCGUUCAAGCCGAACGACGAGCCGGUCAUCAACACGGCGUUCUACCCGAAGCGCCGGCUGUACAACACGAGCGAAUCGAUUGUGCGGGAGCACUUUAACGAAAUACAGAACUGCGGCAUCGGUACGGUGGUGCUCGGCUGGCAGCCCAACUUUUCCGAGUACCUGCUGCGCACCAUCUUCAGGGUGGCGGAGCAGUACGAUCUGAAGGUGGCGAUCGAAAUCCUCGACUACGCGGACCGCACGAUCGAGAGCAUCCGCAGCAACAUCAAGUACUUUGUGGAUGGGUUCGGGAAGGGGCCGGCCGGGACGACCAGCACGCUCAGCUACUACACGGUGCUGUCGAAAAGGCGUGACCUGCCACUGUUUUACAUACGCAAGGCGUACCGUAUAACGGAUCCGGAAUGGAAGCGGUUGCUGAGCCGCAACGGCAUACUGACCAUCCGGGGUGCUGCGAGCUACGAUGCCGUACUGUUGGCGCACAUCAGCUCCAAGGACCACAAAUCCAUGGUACGGCGGGCAGGGUUCGAUGGGUUCUACACGUACCUGCCGAGCAAUGGGGCGAACUAUGCGUCAACGUGGAAGAACUGGAACCAGCUGAAGAAGUUUGCGGACAGCUAUCGGCUACUGUUCGUACCGACGAUUGGGCCCGGGUACUACGAUCGCCGGAAGUACCACCGGAACGUGAACCAGAACCACGGCAUUACGAACAUCAAGCGGUACCGGUCGAACGGUCAGUACUUUGACGUUGGUUGGCGUACCUCGCUCAAGAACAAUUUGCAGAUCAUCACGAUCAACAGCUACAACAACUGGGUGGAUGGGACGCAGAUCGAGGCGGCCAUACCGGUGUUUGGAUUUCGGGACUAUCUGCCCGGACCGCCGGAGAAGUAUCUCGAUCUGACGCAGGCCUGGGUGGAGGAGUACAUCAAGUACAAGCUGAACAACAUUAAGCUGAACAAGAAAACGGAACUUACGCUGAGCUGUUACGAUUUCAUUAACAGCACUAUAUGUUAGGCUGUUAGGCGCUAUGCUAAUUAGUGAAAAGGUGGCAAAAAUCCGGAGUCUACUCCAAUCUGACUCCGAUAAAUUCGGAAUCGACUCCGGAAGGUAAGUCCGCCCUGCAUUAUUCGGGGUCGUUCGGAAUCGUCAGGAGUUGUUCGGAGUUGUUCGGAGUCGCCCGGAGUCGGAGUCGUCUGGAGUCGCCCGGAGUCGGAGUCGUCCGGAGUCGCCCGGAGUCAUUCGGAGUUGUCCGGAGUUAUUGGGUGUCGGAGUCAUCCGGAGACGUUCGGAGUCGUUUAGCUCGUCCAGCCGGAAUCUAGACGACUACGACGACUCUGGACGACUUUGGACGACUCCGAACUACUCCGGAAGACUCUGAACUACUCCGCAAGACUCCGGACGACUCCGACUUCGGGCGGAUCUAGUGGUUCCAUUUUGCCGGAGUCGGAAUCGGACUAACAAGAGUCGAAGUCGUGGGUACGCUCCAGAGAGAACAUCACUGAUGCUAACUAUGUUGUGAUACGCCACGUGUCCAUUAGAUGAAAGCGCGCCACCCGUUGUACCACGAUAGUUGAAAAAAUGUUUAACCGCUCAAAUGCUGAUACCAAAAUUCAAUGCCAAAGUUAGGAUGCUGUCCGCACGCGUAGUGUAUAGCACGUGUAGUGUUUGUUACAUAAAAGAGUUGAGACGAUAUAUUUUACCGUAUGAGUGGAUUUUCGGAAGAGUGUAGAAAAAGGCGCUUCGUAGAAGAGGAACUUUGAUGGAAUAGAGUGUACAGAUGUGUUUGUUUUUGUUUUCGCCUUGAAAUUCGCAAUAAAUUAUUAUUGGUUAAGGUUUUAAA
Anopheles coluzzii is the source of this 3042-nucleotide messenger RNA. RefSeq names its product glycoprotein endo-alpha-1,2-mannosidase. Gene Ontology annotation, molecular function: alpha-mannosidase activity. The record is from RefSeq and is a predicted model, not a curated record. Gene Ontology annotation, cellular component: Golgi apparatus. The transcript is spliced from 2 exons. The coding region runs from base 762 to 2216 and encodes 484 amino acids. Lineage: Eukaryota; Metazoa; Arthropoda; Insecta; Diptera; Culicidae.